AGCAGCCUGGGACAUUUCAAACUGGCACCACCUCCUUCUGGCCGUCUCUGAGGCCAUCCGGAGGCCAGGGCUCAGUCAGUUGAACGGAAAAACUAAGGAGAGGACUGCAGAGUCUGAGACCUUUGCGCAGAAGGCUGGAGUGUGGAGGAAGGCGGGAGGGAGAAUCAGGAGGAGGGCGCUGGGUGCGGAGGCCCCACCUUUCAUUCCAGAGCUGUACCGGCCCGGGCGGGAUGAGUCAAGACCCGCUGGUCUGCUGUGCACCUUCCCAUAGGUGAGGGAGUCGACCUCUCUGGGGAAAAACUGCAGCGCCUGCUAGUCCUAGCCUUGGCCUUGGCUGGGUGCUGGAGUCUUGGGUCUGCCGAGUCUGGCCUCUGGGGCCACGGCUGGCUUUCCCUGAUGUAUGGCAAGAGCCUCGCUCGUGUGCUUCCAUUUCUCCUGAGCUUACAGCUCACAGCCUUUUAUCCUACAACAGCAGUGGAAAUUUACACCUCCGGAGCCCUGGAGGCAGUUAACGGGACAGAUAUUCGGUUAAAAUGCACUUUCUCCAGCUUUGCCCCUGUGGGAGAUGCGCUAACCGUGACGUGGAAUUUCCGACCUCGAGAUGGGGGUCGUGAGCAGUUUGUAUUCUAUUACCACAUGGAUCCCUUCAGACCCAUGAGCGGACGGUUCAAAGACCGGGUGGUCUGGGAUGGAAACCCCGAGCGGUAUGAUGUCUCCAUCAUGCUGUGGAAGCUGCAGUUUGACGACAACGGGACAUACACCUGCCAGGUGAAGAAUCCACCGGAUGUUGAUGGUCUGAUCGGGACGAUCCGGCUCAGCGUUGUGCACACUGUGCCCUUCUCCGAGAUCUACUUCCUGGCCGUGGCCAUUGGCUCUGCUUGUGCACUGAUGAUCAUCAUAGUGAUCGUGGUGGUCCUCUUCCAACACUUCCGGAAAAAGCGAUGGGCAGAAAGGGCGGAUAAAUCUGAGGGGACAAAAUCAAAAGAAGAGGAGAAACUCAAUCAAGGGACUAAAGUCUCUGUUUAUGUGGAAGAUACAGACUAACACUGUGAGAAGCUGAGGAUUUUCGAGGACAGCAUCAGCACUCCUUGACAUCAAUGGAAACAUUUCCAGCGAUGACCUGUCGUCGUCCCACAGGUUCUGCAGCACAAACCUGCCUAGAUGAGCAACGCCCCUGACCGGCAGCUUAGGGUUCUGCCUGAGCCACUAGACUCAGGCUUACCUUCAUUACUAGGGUCCUGUCUAAUUCCAGAGCGCAAUCCUGUGUUAGCUUUUGUAAACUGCGAGGUUACAUAUUUGUCCUUCCACAUUCUUACAAUGUAUGACUCCUAUACUCCUGUGUAUACUGGCAUCAGAGGGAUAUGAAGCCAGCCAGCUUGUCUGCCAGGGCAUACCUUCUCACAUUUCAGUUUUAGAACAGCGCACAGGAGUGCUAAGGGGUCUGGAGAGAUGGCUCAACUCUUGUUCUUGCAGAAGAACCCAGUUCAGUUCUCAACACCCAUUUGGUGGCUCACAGCUAUCAGUAUCCAGUUCUAGGGGAUGUGACACCCUCAUCUGGUGUCUGCGGUUACUACAUGCACAUAAUAUGUGCAGGCCGUCCACCUUCCCUCCCCCAUAAGAUGAAUACAUUAAAUCAUUAAAAGACUAGCUAAACCAUCCAGCCAUUAUUUUUUUUUAUUAAAACCAAACCCCAAAUUUACACUGGAAGUUUGAUUUUCAUGACUGUCUUUAAAUGGAAAUAUCCUGAUUUUUUAGAUUUUUACUGAUUUUUUAAAGUGUUCUAGAUUUAUUGUUUUGUCAAUUACUCCAAGGUUUCUAGGUGACAGCGCAAGUCUAAGCACAGUAACUAUAAAAGGUCACAGAAGCACCAGGACACCAGCAAGUGCCACCAGGAUGAAUCGCUCAGCACCACUUUUGUAUUUAUUUAUUUAUUUUUAGACAGGUUCUCACUAUGUAGUGCUGGCUGGUCUAGAGCUGACUAUGCAGACAGAGUUGGCCUCAAACCUAGAGACCCCCUGCCUCAGCUCUCUAGUGCUUUGAUAAAGUAUGCAUCACCACAUCCUGCCCAACUGUAGGUUUGUAAUGAGCAUAGACAGAUUGCUUGCUAUGCGCUCCCUUUCACCCCCACCUUGGAAGACUCUGCUCAUUCGCAGAGUGGAGUCAUGAAGCAGUUUAUUAGAAGACUUUGUGACAGACUACAACUUAAAAAAAAAAAUCAGACUCGUGCCAACCCAAAGCAAAUGGCCUCUUUUUUUGUUUUUUUGUUUUUUUGUUUUUUUGUUUUUUAAGUCUUGUGUGUGAGAACUAGAAGAGAUUAUUUAAAGUUCUUUUGGUUUUGGUUCGCCUUGUUUUAAGGAGAAUUUGCUGUGGACCAAAGAAAUACCAAAACUACCUAAAUGGAAUGAACCAAUUUUAUUUUUCCCUUUAUUGAGUACAAAGCAAAGUUUUUUAAGUGGCCUAUGGAAAGAGGAGGGAUGGCUUUCUUCUCUGAGUCUAGUGACCCGGUCUGUGCGCACCAGCACUGUUUGGAGAACAGAGAACAUCUAAAGGUUCAGGUCUGGAGUGAAUCUUCACAAUGCAAUUCUUCACUGACUGAGCCGCACAGAUUGUUUCUUCUUAACAAACUGGAAAUUUCCAAAAGAUUCUAUUUUUACAUAUUGGAUCUUGAUAUUUUACCCAGUCUUUAAAAAAAAUAAAUUAGCAUAAUUUACAUAUACAUUUUGGUCUUGAAAUCCAUUCUAUAUCUCUUGUUCUGCUUUUUAUAAUGCCUGAAAAAAAAGGUUUUGUUCUUAUUUCUCUCCCUCUCCCCCUCUUUCUCUCUUAAAAAUUAAGAAAGGGUCUCACUAAAUUGCUCUGGCUGUCCAGAAACUCACUUUGUAGAUCAGGCUGGCCUUGAUCUCAGAGAUCCCACUGCCUCUGCCUCACCCGUGCUAGAAGUAAGGGAUUGCUCCUCCAUACCCUGGCCUAAAGUUUUGAUACCUAGUUUUGAAGCUACAAGCUAGACCUGUAUAUUCUCUUGUGAACAUAGCGACUGGAUAUUUCUUUAAACAGAUGGCCUGUGUAUGUUUCAUACUUGUAAUGAAGUAGUUAAAAACCCCACAGGGACUGUCUCCAUCGAACUUGCAGCUUGUGUCCUGUCUGAAUAUUCAUGGGGUACCACAUUCUUGGUCAGUAUCUCCUUCCUAAGAGUACCUUUGUACUGUAACUUAUUUUUUAUUAUGCCUGAACCACUGUGUAAAUAAACCCUUAGUAAUAAAGAA
Molecule: messenger RNA, 3260 nt
Organism: Rattus rattus (black rat)
Lineage: Eukaryota; Metazoa; Chordata; Mammalia; Rodentia; Muridae
Gene: Mpzl2
Product: myelin protein zero like 2
Exons: 6
Coding region: 397-1044 (215 amino acids)
Biological process (GO): cell-cell adhesion
Cellular component (GO): membrane
Source: RefSeq, a predicted model, not a curated record